Fusarium graminearum PH-1 is the source of this 318-nucleotide messenger RNA. RefSeq lists its product as uncharacterized. Bases 1 to 318 code for a protein of 105 amino acids. The transcript has 3 exons. Lineage: Eukaryota; Fungi; Ascomycota; Sordariomycetes; Hypocreales; Nectriaceae. The record is from RefSeq and is a predicted model, not a curated record.
AUGCCGGCGGGGGGAGGCGUGCGUAGUGGUGAUGCAAGCGAGCCAAGGCCAGGGCCUAGAUCCAUCAAGCGACACGGACCAGAGCCAGUUACAACUGGCGAGUCGAGGCAGGGGCACAGGGAGGAAAAGUGGCAGGGCCGCAGGGGCAAGCGUGGCGAUGAUGUAUUUGUCCUUGCUCUUGUCAUGCUCAUCGACCCGGAUCACCGCAGGUGGGAAGACCGACAAGAACCUAAUCCUCUAGGGCUUCAGCUGGCUGUAAAUCUAGCCAGGCAACUGGGUGCCAUCAGUCUUGAGUUUCGCUGGGCGCGGAGCUUCUAG